AUGUACUAUUUGAAUAACAUAUUCCCUGUUUUUAUAGCCGUUCUUCUGCUUUUUAUAGUUCAGACUAAUUGUAAGUCUGAUUGUUAUAAGUAUGGCCCUUCUGAGUUCACUACGAUUGUCGAGUGCUCAAAGGGCUGUCAGUAUUCUUAUAUCCAGAAAGGAAGUUCUCAGCGUAGAGUAAGAGGUGGAUGUUCUGAAAGAGAAUCUGAGUCAUGUCAAACCUCCGGAUCCACUGUUGUAUGUAAUUGUAAAGGGGAUCGCUGUAAUAUUAAGGGUUAUGAGAUGGAUUCCAGCGACUCUUCCGAAUCUUGA
Molecule: messenger RNA, 312 nt
Organism: Auanema sp. JU1783
Lineage: Eukaryota; Metazoa; Nematoda; Chromadorea; Rhabditida; Rhabditidae
Source: the annotation of a GenBank genome assembly